Molecule: messenger RNA, 1957 nt
Organism: Notodromas monacha
Lineage: Eukaryota; Metazoa; Arthropoda; Ostracoda; Podocopida; Cyprididae
Source: the annotation of a GenBank genome assembly
CAGUAUUUAAUCCUUGUUCCAGGUGUUCGCGUUCAUUGUCCAAUUUAUGGUGAUUUCCUCCUUUUGUGAACCUUAAGAGGAGAGCUUCUCUUGAAUUGCUAUGUCUACUGAUACGAACACGAAUUCGGAAGACUCUUUGUACCCAAUCGCGGUACUGAUCGACGAAUUGCGUAAUGAUGAAGUUCAGCUUCGUCUUAAGUCGAUCAAGAAACUGUCAACGAUUGCAUUUGCUCUCGGUACCGACAGGACAAGGACCGAACUGAUUCCGUUUCUGACUGAAACGAUCUACGAUGAAGAUGAGGUGUUACUUGCGCUGGCGGAACAACUGGGACAGUUCACCGCCAUGGUUGGUGGACCUGACCAUGUGUGCUGUUUGUUGCCGCCUCUGGAAAGUUUGGCGUCCGUGGAAGAAACUGUCGUAAGGGACAAAGCGACGGAAUCUCUCAGACUUCUCGCUGCACAGCAUAGCAUAGCUGAUCUGGAAAAUCAGUUUGUUCCGUUAAUUCGUCGGUUAUCUGCUGGAGAUUGGUUCACGUCGCGAACAUCCGCGUGUGGGCUUUUCUCUGUCGCCUAUCCCCGAGUUUCAACAUCUAUAAAGGCUGAACUUCGAGGUCAAUUCCGACAACUUUGUCAAGACGAUACUCCGAUGGUUCGACGUGGGGCCGCUUGCAAGCUCGGAGAAUUCGCACAAGCGAUAGAAAUAGAGUUUUUGAAGUCCGACCUGAUCCCGAUGUUCGUGAAUUUAGCGAGCGACGAACAAGAUUCAGUGCGUCUUUUGGCCGUCGACGGAUGCGUGGCAAUCGCGAGACUGCUGACGAAAAAUGGGAAUCCCGACGAUACCGCGGAAUACAUUAUGCCUACAUUGAAAGCCAGCGCCGAGGACAAGUCGUGGAGAGUUCGGUUUAUGGUCGCUGAGAAGUUCACUGAUCUUCAAGAAGCUGUCGGAGAAGAGCUGUCGAAAACGGAACUUGUCGGUCAUUUCUGUGCGUUAUUGAAGGACGUCGAAGCAGAGGUUCGCGCUGCUGCAGCGCACAAGGUUAAGGACUUUUGUCAGCUUUUGCCCGUGGACUGUAGAGAAAACCUGAUUAUGACUGAACUUCUGCCAUGUGUGAAAGACUUGGUUGCUGACCCGAAUCAGCACGUUAAGUCAGCUCUGGCUUCUGUGAUCAUGGGUCUCUCGCCUAUUGUUGGCAAAAAUCAUACGGUGGAGCAUCUACUUCCUCUGUAUUUGUCCCAGCUGAAGCAAGAUGAGUGUCCAGAAGUCAGAUUGAACAUAAUUUCUCAUCUGGAUUGCGUAAACGAGGUUAUUGGAAUCCAGGAGCUAAGCCAAAGUUUGUUACCCGCUAUUGUGGAACUCGCUGAAGACAGCAAGUGGCGUGUUCGGUUGGCUAUAAUCGAGUACAUGCCACUUUUGGCUGGUCAGCUUGGAGUUGACUUUUUCAACGAGAAGCUUGCUUAUCUUUGCAUGGCGUGGCUCGUAGAUCACGUCUAUGCCAUCAGAGAAGCAUUCGAUCACGUCUAUGCCAUCAGAGAAGCUGCAACAUUGAACCUGAAGAAGUUAGUGGAACAGUUUGGCCCAGACUGGGCCAAAAACACCGUGAUACCGAAGGUGUCUCAGAUGGCCAGCGACGCCAAUUAUCUGCACAGGAUGACGUGUUUGUUUUGUGUGAAUGUGAUUGCCGAGCCGUGUGGAACUGAUCUGGCUUCCGAACUCCUGCUUCCUACUGUCGUCUCACUGACGUCGGAUAAUGUUGCGAAUGUUCGGUUCAACGUGGCGAAAACGCUUCAAACAAUAUUUCCUCAUGUGGAAACAUCUGUACUGCAGGUGCAGAUUAAACCGUCUCUGGAAACGCUUUUGGGAGACUCCGAUUUUGACGUGCGUUUCUUUGCCUCGGAAGCGAUGGAUGCGAUUUCGAGCAAAGUUGAACAAGCUCCGCUUGCAAUUGUGACAGCCUGA